Melopsittacus undulatus (budgerigar) is the source of this 1566-nucleotide messenger RNA. RefSeq names its product G protein-coupled receptor 75 (gene GPR75). Gene Ontology annotation, cellular component: membrane. The record is from RefSeq and is a predicted model, not a curated record. The transcript has a single exon. The coding region runs from base 1 to 1413 and encodes 470 amino acids. NCBI's taxonomy places the organism in Eukaryota, Metazoa, Chordata, Aves, Psittaciformes, Psittaculidae. Gene Ontology annotation, biological process: G protein-coupled receptor signaling pathway. Gene Ontology annotation, molecular function: C-C chemokine receptor activity.
AUGAACGGGUCGGGGCCGGCGGCUCCGGACGGCACCGGGAGCGCGCCCGAGCUGCGGGGGGGCGCGCACGGAGCCACGGCCGCGGCCUGCGGGGCUCUGCUGGCGCUCGUUGUGGGGCUGGGCUCGUACGGGAACCUCAUCGUGCUCCUGUCCUGCCUCGACCCCGCUCUCCGCAGGCUCCGCACCGACUUCGACUUCAUGAUCCUCAACCUCUCCUUCUGCGACCUCUUCCUAUGCGGUGUGGCCGCCCCCAUGUUCGCCUUCGUGCUGUUCUCCGGGCCGGCCCACAGCGUACCCGGCUCCUUGUGCUUCACCUUCCACCUCACCAGCUCCGGCUUCAUCCUCCUGUCCCUCAAGACCGUGGCGCUGAUCGCGCUGCACCGGCUGCGCGUGGCGCUGGGCAAGCGGCCUCCCCGUGCUGCCUCCGUGCCCUGCACGCUGCUGCUCACACUGCUGCUCUGGGCCUCCAGCUUCACGCUGGCCACCGUGGCCUCGCUCCAGCCUCGCCGCCCCGGCCUCUGCCUGCCCAUGGCCGGCCUCGCCAGCCGCGAAGGCGAGGCCGUGCUCUACCUGUACGCCACCGACUUCCUGUGCUGCGUGGCCGUGGUGGCCGUGUGCUACGCGGUGAUCGCGCGGGCGCUAAGCCGCAAUGCCCGUGCGAGGCGAGGCCCACCCGGUGAGGCCAACGGGCCUCGACCCUUCGCCGUGCCCGCGCUCUACCGCAACCAGACCCGCGGCCUCAACCUGGCAGCGGGCAAGGACGCGCGUGCCGUGGGGACAUGCGUGGCUAUCAUGGUGUCGGUGCUGGUGUGCUGCCUGCCCCUCGGCGUCUCGCUGGUGCAGGACACGCUAUGGGGCAGCAAUGGGUUCGUCCUGUGCCAGUUGGAGCUGUGUGGGUUCACCCUCGUGUUCUUCAAGUCGGGGUUGAACCCCUUCAUCUACUCCCGCAACAGCGCGGGGCUGCGCAGGAGGGUGCUGUGGGGCCUGCGGUGCGUGGCUAUGGGAUGCUGCAAGCACAAGACCAGGCUCCGGGCUGUGGGCAAGGGCAGCCUGGAGGUGAACAGGAACAAGUCGUCGCACCACGAGACCAACUCGGCCUAUGUGCUGACCCCCAAGCCCCACAGGAAGCUCAUGGACCAGGCGUGCGGCCCCAGUCACUCCAAGGAGAGCGUGCUGAGCCCCAAGGCUUCAAUGGGGCAGCAGCACUAUGCGCAGAGCAGCUCGACCCCUAUGAACACCCGCGUCGAGCCCUAUUACAGCAUCUACAACAGCAGCCCCUCGCAGGAGGUGAGCACCCCCAACAGCCUGCAGCCUGUGAGCUCUGUCUUCGGCUUCACCAGGUCCUACAUUGCCAUGCACUACCGGGACUGCGGCGGUGCGGUGGCGCGGCACAUCCCGGUGCCCUCGGUGUAACUGGGCAUGGGGAUGGUGCUGGGCUGCUGGUUAAGGAGAGCACCACUGAUGUUAACAUCCAGCCAUUGUAGCUGGAGGCAAGGCUGGGGUAUGGCUCUGGGAGGCUCUAUGUGUAAAGGGCAAUGGGUUUGGUGUGGUUUGGGAUGUAACAUG